UAUGGAAUGUGGCUGUUUGUGGUUGGACUUCCAGGAUUGGCUCCUCGAACUCCUCUUGUAAUAAAGCACGGAGGUGCAAGAGAGCUACAUGUGUACCCAUCCCCACCAUCACGCAGGCUUUGGGGUCACGGCACAACGUUGCACCUGACCCUUCCUGCGACUUCAGCCCAGAUCUACUAAUACACAAAUAAUGGAUCUGCUACUAGCUGAUCUACUAAUAUCUGUUUGGCACCUUCAUCAAGCCUCCAGAGCUCACAAUCCAAAGAAGACAACUCACACAAAACAGAACCAAAAACCACAACAAAACAAAAUCUAUUGUCAACAUGAAGCUCUCUUCUGCCUUUGCUACGGCAUUCCUUACACUUUACUGUGUGCAGGCUUUCCCCACUUCCAACUUUAUGCAACCCAGACCAAGCUUUGUAACUACUCUUCAGCAAACUUCCCCCUUACGUGCAUCAUCCUCUGGGGACGAGUCAUCAUCCGUAGUAGAGGAAGGACCAAAACAAGGUUGGUUUGGACGCAUUUUCCGCCGAAACAGAAAGUUGGAAAAACAAAUCAAAGACAAGAGCGAGGAAAUCAAUGCCAUAGCCAAAGCCAAGGCCGAGGAAAUCAAGGCCAAAGCAACCGACCGGCUUGUUACCUUGGAAGAAAACUUGGAACAGGCAAUCCAAAAAGAAACAGAUGAAAUCAUCAACCGCAUCGCCCUCGAUGUGCUGACCCUCGUGGGGGGUCAUUGGGACGUUUCUGUUAUUACCAGCAAUCAAAAGGACACCAAGGACAUUAUGGAGGGACGUGUCAAUGAUCUUGCGAAUGAGCUUGUUGAGAUGGGUGCGACUACCGGUGGCGAAGGAGAUAUCAAAGAAGCGUUGCGCAAUAGUCGACUCAAGAUCAAACAAACGUUUGAUGGAUCGGACUCACCCCUUCGGGUUCAACAGGAAGUUUUCCUUGGAGCAAGGCGUGUCAUCCAAGUGUUUGGCAAACUCCAGUUUGACCUCCUAGAGCACAAGGCUCUCUACGCUUUAGAUGAACUGGUUGUCCUUGGAACAGCUGUAGACUUGGACAAAAUCGUUGUGGUCACAACAGCAACAGAAGCCCAGGAGGAGGAACAAGCCACAGAGGUAGUGGUGGAGCCCGAAAAUGAUGAUGAAGCUGCAAAAGAGGAAUCAUGAGUGAACGAACUUUAAUCCACUUUGGAAACUGAGGGAGCUGUCGGAGGUGAAGGCGGGACGCUUGUUGGAGAUAAAGCAGAGUUUGAUGUCGAGGAAGCUUUGGGGAAUCAAUGAGCAACAAUAACUUCCCUACUCUGAACCCCCUUGCCUACUAAAGAGCAACAAGGUUGAAACUUUAGAUCAAAUACUACAGCGUAACCAGUCGAGUUACGGUAGGAUAGUUUAGUGCUCGCUAUUGGCU
Messenger RNA from Seminavis robusta, 1410 nucleotides. The record is from the annotation of a GenBank genome assembly. Lineage: Eukaryota; Bacillariophyta; Bacillariophyceae; Naviculales; Naviculaceae.